Molecule: messenger RNA, 474 nt
Organism: Microthlaspi erraticum
Lineage: Eukaryota; Viridiplantae; Streptophyta; Magnoliopsida; Brassicales; Brassicaceae
Source: the annotation of a GenBank genome assembly
AUGGGGAAGACGAAGCGAUACUGGUUACUGAAAACAGAGCCAAGCGAGUGGUCAUGGUCAGACCAAGAAGCGAACAAGGGGAUCAGCAAAUGGGACGGUGUCAAGAACAAACAAGCUCAGAAGAAUCUAAAGUCCAUGGCUUUAAGCGACCUCUGUUUCUUCUACCACUCCGGCGCGAAAUCGAGAUGCGUCGUGGGUGUGGUGGAGGUGACGCGUGAAUGGUACUCCGACGAUGGUGGUGAUGAUAAGGGAGGAGAAGGAGCGGUGGAUGUUAGAGCUGUUGGAGAGAUGAGGAAGUUUGUUGAUUUGAAGGAGAUGAAGGGAGACAAAGGGAUUAAGGAUUUCGUUUUGUUUAGACAGCCGAGGUUGUCUGUUGUUCCGGUGGAGGAAGGUGUUUGGGAAAGGGUUUGUGAAUUGGGAAAUGGGUUUUGUGGAGAUGGUAAGGAAGAUUGUGAAAGUAGCAAUGAGUCUUGA